Molecule: messenger RNA, 2730 nt
Organism: Symbiodinium sp. CCMP2592
Lineage: Eukaryota; Dinophyceae; Suessiales; Symbiodiniaceae
Source: the annotation of a GenBank genome assembly
AUGAUCAAGGGCGACGGUCCACCUCCGUCACCAAAGCGACGGGCCGGAGGACGCAGCGAGCCCAGCCAGGGCAGCAAAAGAGGCGGACGUGGAGCCCCAGACCGGCACCAAGCGAACCCUCGAGGAGGCACAAGGAGAGGCACAGACCAGCACCAAGCGGACCCAAGAGGAGGCACAAGGAAAGGCACAGACCAGCACCAAGCGGACCGGACCCAAGAGGAGGCGGCCUUAGGCGAAGAAGUCAACCCGAUGAGCAUCCGGAUGGUCAAGACCGUGGACGCUGAGUGGUCUACAACCAGCUUGGCCAGCACCGAGCAGGACCCAGAGAUGCCAGAGGUCGGCCCAGACGACAAGCAGAGCCCGAAGCACAUCACGACGGAAAAUGCCGACCAGCCGCCGGACCUCGACCCAGAGACCCUCCAGGAGUACGACGACAUGGCGGAGGUGGAAGAGAUCGAGCGGCUCAUUGGCAUGGGCGUGCUGAUCGAGCCGAUCGCGGGAGAGGAGGCAGAGCUCCUCAGCACCACCUUCGCUACCACGUGGAAGGGCGAGAAGGGAACUUGGUGGCGGCGAGCGCGCCUUGUGGCGCGGCGAUACCGAUGGGCCAACAAUGUGGAGCAGCCUGCUGAUGCGCCUGUGGUGGUGGACGCCCCGCUCUCCUAUGUGCGACGCUAUGGACCCAAGAGGUGGAAGCUGGGCCGGAUUCUUCCCGACCAGCGUCGCGGUGCUCAGGAAUGGUUUGUGCCCCUGAAUGUGGACCUCGAGAAGCAAGGCCUGGAGGCGAUGAUCGAAGUCCCGACGCUCUAUCGGGCCAAGAGCCCUGAGGAGCGAAAGGCGGCCCAGGUUCACGUGGACGAUGCCAUGAUGACUGGCGACUUGGAGGUGGUGAACCCCCUCCUGGACAGCCUGGGCAAGGUCUACACCAUCAAGGUGAAUGGGCCGUUUUACCCGGGGGACGAGUUCGAAUUCCUCAAGCGCCGGUUCAGGAUCGAGGCAGAUGGGUCGAUCACGGUGCGCGCGGCGGCCCACUUCUACAUCGACAUCUUCGACCUCCUUGAGCAGCCCCGGCUGCGACAGACACCCGGCCCCGUUGGCGACCUCUUCAUGGUCGAUGACUCCGAGCAGCUCGGGCCAGGAGAGGCAACCCUUUUCAGAACGGUGGUCGGCAAGCUCCUUUACAUUGCCGGCGAGCGCCCCGACCUGCAGGUGGUGAUCCAGUUCUUGGCGGGGCACUUCGUGUGCUCAAGCACCUGGCUGGCUGGCUUCAUGAAGGCGACCGAGGGGCACGGGGUGAACUUCAAGGCAACCAAGGGGGCAUCGAUCAUGAACUUCGACGCUAGCGGCCCCUACGGCAAGCACUUGGUGGAAGCGGUCAGUGACAGCAACUUCGCAACGGACCGCAACACCCGAAAGAGCCUCUCGAGCGGCCACGUGUACAUCGACAAAUGCUUGAUGUUUUCGUUCGUACGCAGCCAGAAGGUCGUGACCCUAAGCUCGGGCGAAGCUGAGCCGGUGGCGCUGACGCAAACGGUCGGCGAGAGCAUCUUGAUCCACAAAGCGUGGGAAUUCCUCAUGCGAGCCGAGGCAGACCAUGUGGCGCGGACCGACUCUUCGGUGGCAAGGGCGAUUUCAAUUCGCCUUGGUGUGGGCAGGGUGAAACACCUGCAAACCUCGAGCCUGUGGAUCCAGCAGUGGGUCCACAAGAAGAUGCUGAAGGUAGCGGCCAUCGGCACCAGCAAGAACCCCACCGACAUGGGCACGAAGAUCCUCUCGGCGAGCCGGUUGCGCAUGCUGAGCGGGGUCGCUGGCAUGGUGAAUGAUGGGGGCGAGCACCUUGGAGCAGAUGAGCUCAAUGAGGAGCUGAGGAAGACGUCCGGGCUGAACACACGGACGCUGAAGAUGGUGCAGUUGCUGCUGGCGACCAGCCUGCAAGGCUGCAGCCCCACAGACGGGGGCACCGUCGUUUUCUUCCUGGUGGAGCUCUUCGGCGAGAACCCCGCGGCGGCGAUCAUGGUGUUUCUCCUGGCGGCUUUCCUGGCGGCUAUGGUUGGGAGAUGCCUGGCGAGUGUGCGCUGGCAUGUGAGCAUCCACAUUGGCCAGGGCUCUGACCAAGGGCUUGAGCAUGGCUACGUCCACGGUAGCCCCAGCCACGGAGGAGCACAAAGCACCAAGGAGACCCAGGCCCAGAACGCCGAGGGCCAGCAGCACACCAAGGACCAGCGGGACACCAGCCACGACCACUACGUCGACUACCUUUUGAAGGUCAGCAAGCAGCGGAAGCACGAGAAGGAGCGUGGUGAGGCACGUGGUGAAGGAGAGACGGGACCCAGCAAGGAGGUGGCCAGGCCAUCAGCAGAGGCUGGACCGAGCUCAGAGAUGCCACGGUUGGUCUCUGCUGCCGGCAGCUCUAUGGACCCUCCUAGGGUUCACGUGCGACCAAGAGGCCAGCGAGGAGCACGAAUGGUCUCAACCAUCCGUGGGCCCAUGUGGGUCGGAGACCUGGACCUUGAGAAGCCGGUGGAGUAUGCCCCGAACUUCGGCUACAGCUACCACCGGUCUACCUGUUCGUCCUUUCGAAGGAGCGCACGGAGGAAGGAACCUACCACAACGAGGCGAGCUUUGGAAGCCGGCCUCUACCCGUGCGAGCAGUGCUGUGGAGAUGACCAUGUGGCCCUGGUGGACCAGAAUGCGGCGAUCUUCGACAUGCAGCCGAAGCGCAAGCGCCGCUGA